Messenger RNA from Coccinella septempunctata (seven-spotted ladybird), 3773 nucleotides. RefSeq lists its product as uncharacterized. Bases 320 to 3490 code for a protein of 1056 amino acids. The transcript has 9 exons. The record is from RefSeq and is a predicted model, not a curated record. Lineage: Eukaryota; Metazoa; Arthropoda; Insecta; Coleoptera; Coccinellidae.
AUUUUCGUACGCAGUUCGGAUAGAAGCUUGGAGUUUGGAGGUGUUUUCUUGCGGGUUCAUCGCGUUCGUGACAUGUGUUUAUGUUUUUAUUGACGUACAUUACGUAAUUGCGCCCGAGGGCGCGUGAUUUCGAAAGUUUAUUUAUCUCGUGUUUUAGUGAUAUUUUGUUUGGUUGUCAGACCAGUGAUUAUUUUUGUUUGUUUGUUUUUUUUUUUGGAUUUUCUCAGGACCGCACGCCCACUACGACUUGGGAGACCGAUUGGAUUCGUUUAUUCUUCAUUGUCUGAAUGUGACAAUAGAUGGAGAAAUUUAAGGUGUGAUGGCUCGAGCUGGCAUGGCGCUGAGAAGAGGAACAAAUCAUGGAAAUACUGAAGGCACGGAUGAUGUCCAGCGUUCAAUAGAAUUGUUAGAUCGAGUGCUCUCCGAGUUCGACGAUGUGGAAAAUGCGAAUCAAGUGCAAAAUAUCCAACAACUGACCAGUUCGACCUCAACGCCUCAGCUACGUCAACUCAGCCAAAAUUCAACAGGUAGCAACGUGUCGUCCACAACCCCAGAAGACGAAAGUCCAUCAUUGGGCCAUCAGUCCGAGGACGAUGGCUACAUGAGCAUGAACGGCCGAAAACCGAAAUUCAAUCUGGCGUUUAAACCUCUGCCAGAAGUACCCGUCCAUCAUGAGACUGCCUGCCUCUCUCCCAUCCAUCCGCCUGCCGACGAUGACUUUCCCCCGCCCCCAGAAGAAGCCCAGAGACUCAUUGCCACUCUCUUACCAAAAGUUUCACCAGUACACCGACCAAAAACCAACAAUUCGAAGAACAGAUCAUUCCCGCUUACGCAACUUCCAACUAGAAUUGAAACCAUUCCUCCGCCGCAGAAAUUCCAGAACAACAGUGAAAGUCCCAGUUUGGUUAAUGGACUGCCUGACCCAAUUCACAGUGCUACGCAAACAACACUGCCUAAAACUCGCCACCAACGUCCAUAUGGAUGGGAGAAUAACGAUUUCACCCUGAACCCACCGCCUCCGCCUCCUGGGUAUAGGUUCGGUAGUUUACCUUUCCAACACUUAGGAUAUCCACUUACAUCCCCAACGAGGGUACCACCAAGAACCGUACCGACGGCGUUGGAAAGGCACAGGGAAGUGAAGAGAAGAGUGAGCGAGGACAACCUAUCCAGUGAUCUGGACGAACCCGGUCUUCGUCCACUUAGCGAGUUGGCGGAUGACGAGCAUUUCUCGGAUGACUCUCUGGAGGAAAUGCUUCCCCCACCACCCCCGAACUGUAAUAAAAGAGCUAGCAUAGCAUGGGAAGUUCCUCUGGAUGACGAAUCUCUCUUAACGCCUGGAAGUACAAAAGUUAUCGGUCGAAGAAGAAAAAAAUCAGGAUCGUUUUCUAGCACAAGUUCUAUACCUAAUAAAAUUAAGGAAUUGGACGACUGGCCCGAUCCCCCGCCAUGCACAACCGAAGACGAGGUCACUUCGCCAUUCUCUGAUUCCGACGAUCAUAUAAAUCUUCCCGCAGAACUCAAUAACCUGAAUAUUUCUGGCACAAGUACAUAUAUCGUGAGGAAGAAUAAGAAAGAUAGAAAGGCACUACUUAAUCAAUGUAGCACAGUUACCUCGAAUUCCUCCUUGAACUCCCGACUGAGCUCGGAUUUGAGCAUACCAGUAUCCAGAUUCAGCGGAGAUCUUAAUUCUUGCUUCAGUCGAGAAUUGAACACCCCAGCUUCUAGAUAUAGCGUGGAUUUGAGCAAUCCACAAUCCCGCCUUAGUCAAGAGCUCAACUCUCCCAAGUCUAGAUACAGUUUAGACUUGAAUAACUCGAGACGUUUGAGCCAGGAACUUAGCAGUUCCCCCUCGAGACUGUCCGCUGAUUUAUCCAGCUCUAGAUCAAGCACCCCCCGUAGCAAGCAAGGCAACGAGUUCCGAAAACACAGUACCACCUUCGACAAUAUCAAAUCAUUGAUAAGAGAAGGUAGUAUCGACAGUUAUAAUGCCCCACCUGUUGAAUGUGCUAACGAAUUUAACCCUGCAUCAUCUCCAAUUGUUCGUGUUGUAUCUCUACCCUCACUGAAUGCUGAAGAUUCGACACCUAGACGAGAGCUUGGAGUAACGGUAGAAGAGGAGGAGGAUGCAGAGAGCUCCCAACAAAGCGCUGAGAUCUCCCCUCUUAGAAAAAUUGAACAGAAUAUUACCGAAUUGUUGGAGCGACGCGAUAUCGAAAUAGUACAGAACGAUAAAUUCAUAUUGAACGGCGUCGAUUCCAUCCUACACUACAAACAAAGGGCGAAGAGAAAAGCUCCUGCUAAAAAUUCUAAAGAUUGUAAGAACGACGAUAGACAACAGAAGUCGAAUGAUCUAAUGAAGUCGAGCAGCCAUAAUGAGAUACAGAGAGAUGAAGAGUACUACAGGCAACUGUUGAUUGAGGGAGGAUCGCCCUUCCCCCGAAGGAGUGGCAUACAGAAAUCCGAAAGUGCUAAAGAAAUGCUGAUUGCUCACAGAGAAAGAGAGCAGAAACCACUGCCAACCUCAACUUCAGCUGAUUUUCCAGUGAGAGUAGAAGUGAUGCAGCACGAAUUUCCACCUUUGCCGCCGUCUCCAGUGGAGGAAGAUGAAGAUGAGUAUUCCGAGAUUAUCCAAUUGAGCCAAAAACACAGUCCAGACUCUUUGCCCAACGGUAAAGAGCCACCUUUAGUGCCUCCUCAUAGAGAUCAAAUUUCGAAUAGUUUGAAAACACGUUCAAUGGACGCUAACUACAAUAGAGGUAGACGUGGAUUUUUUAGUUCCUCUAACAGAAAUAUCCCGAGUGAACGCCGCACCUUACCGACAGAAUUACAGGAUUCCAAACGAAGGUUCUUUCAGAAGAGGGCCUCGCAAAGUCCUCAAGAAGAAAUGCAUCUUCAAACUUCUUGUAGCUUGCCGGAAACGCCUAUUUUCGCUAGAGGUUGUGAUAUUCCUCGUACUCCUCAUAGACGUGCACCCGAGAUACCUAGCAGAAACACGGCUCCAAGACAAAGCAGUACCCUAGGGAGUCUAAACACUAUCGGUAAUUUGUCCUCUGGUGGUCUAUCGACAAGUGGAUAUCGGAGAGGCAAUUCUACGGGCUUCGAGCAGGCUGUGGUUGGUACGGAGUUGCUACGACUAGCAGGAGGUCCUGGAAGAGGUUGGUAUCCUAAACAGAGGAAUAGAAGACCCGUGUCGAUCGAACAUUUGGAUAGGAUGGCGCCUGGCCAUAACCCUUGGGAAUCUAACAGAAAGCCGCUUACUCUUCCUCCGAAUUUAACCCCAAAGUUCUUCCAAAGAUCCCCUAGAGACGCUUUAAGACGUGUAACUAGUCUGCUCAUAAGGAAAGGCAAUGGCAAGGAGUCUAAAAAGGAGAAGGAAUCGGUUUCUCCAACAAUACACGAAAACGCAAAUGGUGAAGAGGUCCAAAAGAAGAAAGGAUUCUUCAAGAACCUCUGGAAGAAAUCUCGGCAUUACUCACUAGAGCAGCAAUAAAUAGACCACUUCAAAAAUAGAUUAAUUUUUGUGUACAUUUUAUAUAACAAAUCUAACCUAAUAGAACUAAAAUUUGUAUGUUUAACACAGCACUUCACAGACUCUAAUAAGAUAUGUAGAUAUUUUAACUACCCCAUUUGUUAAUUUGUAAACACGCAACUGAUAUUCCGUUGAAUUUUUUAUGGAUAUAAUAUAUAUCUAUCGUUUGUAAAAUUGUACAUUUUUAUUUAUGUCUCAAUUUUCUAUAUGUGUGUUUAUGAUUCAAUAAAUUGUAUUGGAUAAA